GUGACCCUGCCCUUUCUAUUCCUCCCUUCUUCUUCCCGUGCCUCACAUCUCUCUGUUCCCUCUCGCUCUCUCUCCCACAGGAGCCCAUGGCGGAAGAGCCCCGCGUCAUCCGAGUCAAGCCGCCGGCGGGCCUCCAGCUCCUCCCGAGCAAGGGCCUCGCGCUCCUGGAGCCCCUGCAUCCUCUCGUUCCAGAAGGAGACGAGCCUUCCCAAGUUUCUCGUCGACUCCUCUGCCUCACCAGACCAAGCCGCCUCCUGCAUCGCGUCGCCGACCUCCUCUCCAGCAAGGAGCCACCUCCGCCGGCCUUGCCCGUUCUGGCCGGAUCCCGCCGCCUGGGCCCCGUCCCCGGCCACCGGUGCCCUCGCCGGAGACCAUCUGCGCCGCCCGUCAAGUCUAGCGCCUCUGCUUCGCUCGCCUGAGCCAGCGCCUCGUCCCGCCUGCUGCUGCUUCUGUUCUUCAGAAGCGAACAGCUCGCCCGCUCACCCCGUUGACCG
Molecule: messenger RNA, 494 nt
Organism: Aegilops tauschii subsp. strangulata
Lineage: Eukaryota; Viridiplantae; Streptophyta; Magnoliopsida; Poales; Poaceae
Source: RefSeq, a predicted model, not a curated record